This is a messenger RNA of Anopheles coustani, 4644 nucleotides long. Its product is annotated as amphoterin-induced protein 2-like. Gene Ontology annotation, molecular function: protein binding. The transcript has a single exon. The record is from RefSeq and is a predicted model, not a curated record. The coding region runs from base 1 to 2391 and encodes 796 amino acids. Lineage: Eukaryota; Metazoa; Arthropoda; Insecta; Diptera; Culicidae.
AUGACGACGAACCGUUGGUACCAUCACCACCACCACCGGGAGCCGCUGGAGGAGGAGAGUGGCCGCAAGGUCGCGGGGCCGGGAGCCGCGUCGCAACAGUUCCGGAUAGCCGGCCGGCGGAAGCAACAGACCGGACGCAGUCGGGGCCACCGGACGGGGGUGCUGGCGGCGCUGGCGCUCGCGCUGCUGUUGGCCGCGGUCAACGCCGAACCGAACUGCCCGUCGGCGUGCCAGUGCAAGUGGAAGGGCGGCAAGCAGGCGGUGGAGUGCCUGAGCGGCAACCUGUUCACGAUCCCGGAGAACAUCGACCACUCGACGCAGGUGCUGGACGUGUCCGGCAACAAUCUGCAGAUCAUCUCGAACGAGACGUUCGUGCGCUCGAACCUGCUGAACCUGCAGAAGCUGUACAUGCGCGACUGCCGGAUCGGCCAGAUCGACGACGGGGCGUUCGCGGGCCUCACGAACCUGGUGGAGCUGGACCUGUCCAUCAACCUGCUGACGGCGGUGCCGUCGGCCGCGUUCCAGCACAUCGUGUCGCUGCGCGACCUGACGCUCGCCCGGAACCACAUCCAGAAGAUCGAGAGCCACGCGUUCCGGAACGUGACGGCGCUCACCAAGCUGGACCUGUCGUUCUGCAGCAUCCAGACGAUUGCGCCGCAGGCGUUCGAGGGCCUCGGCUCGCUGCACUCGCUGAAGCUGAACGGCAACCAGCUGUCCGAGCUGCGCCCGAAGACGAUCGAAACGCUGAGCCGGCUGCACGGCAUCGAGCUGCACGAGAACCCGUGGGUGUGCGACUGCCGGCUGCGGGCGGCCAAGCUGUGGCUGACGGAGAACAACAUCCCGUACCCGAUCGCGCCGACGUGCGCCGGCGGGCCGGAGCGAGUGCUCGACAAGACGUUCGGCGAGCUGCAGGUGGACGACUUCGCCUGCAAGCCCGAGAUGCUGCCGGUGCGGCGCUUCAUCCAGGCGUACAGCGGCGAGAACGCGACCAUCGAGUGCCGCAGCUCGGCGGUGCCGUCGGCCACGGUGAACUGGUUCUGGAACGGCAAGCUGCUGGUGAACAACUCGCACUUCAGCGCGUACCAGCGCGUGCUGGUGUACGAGCAGGGCAACUUCGAGAAGCGCAGCAAGCUGGUGCUGACCAACGCGCAGGAGACGGACUCGAGCGAGUUCUAUUGCGUCGUGGAGAACAGGGCCGGCACGGCCGAGGCGAACUUCACGCUGCACGUGGCGAUGCGCGACAUCGGGUUCGCGAUCGAGAACCGGCAGAUCAUCGGGCUGAGCGCGGCCCUCGUCAUACUGAUACUGUUCAUCCUGCUGAUCAUACUGUUCCUGCUGGUGCGAUUACGGCGCAUACCGAUGACGGAGACGAAAACCCCGAACCAGGUCGAGGUGAUCACGUCCGUAAGUCCCUCUAGCAAUGUAAAUGGCAAGGUGGCGACGCCUAUUAACGAUUGUCAUUCUCCAGAUCGAAAAAACGCCCCCGGCGAUCUAAAGUGCUGCCAGUCGGCGGCCAACCCGGUGCAGAAGCCGCCCCGGCUGACCGACCUGCCCUACUCGACGUCGCACUACGACGGCGGCGGCAGCCUGAUCGCGUCCGGCCAGUGCUUCGUCUCGCCCACGCACUCGCUCACCGGCAACAAUCCGGACCUGAUCAACGACACCAAGCGGCUGGGCAGCGGCACCGACCUGGCGGCCACCGGGGCCACCCCGCUCGAUCCGCUCGCCCACCUCACGCAGCUGCAGCUGCAGGCCACCACGGCCCUCAACACGCUCUCGCUGAUGGACCCGGUCGAGCGGCCGGGCAGCGGCGAGUACAGCCGGGCCGGCUGCGACUCGCUCUAUCCGUCCGGACUGUGGGAAACGCACAGCUCCAACCUGACGGCCGCGCUCGACUCGCGCGAGGCCGGCGCCGGCGGCGACCUGCUGAUGGCCCGCACACCCGCCUACUCCGACAAGCAUCCGAUCCUGGGACAGGCGAGCGCCGGAACCACCACCCUCAACAUGGACGACGAGACGUCCUCGGUGGACUACCUGAGCCGGACGUUCCCGCGGACGCACGCGGGCACCACCAGCCUCUCGGUGGCGGGCUCGGCCACAUCCGCCAGCUACGGCAGCGCGGCGACGGCGGCGGCGACCGGCGGCUAUCCGGCCGACUACGGCCUCCCGAUCGUGCCGGGCGCCGAGCAGCUGCACAACAAGCUGGCCAGCGCGCAGCCGGCCCACCACGGCAGCACCGGCAGCAUGCCGAUGAACGCGAAGACGCUGCGGGUGUGGCAGAAGGGCGGCGUGCCGGUCCUCCCGCCGGUGACGGCCUUAAAACGUGCAUUAUCCAACAGCCGCAACUCGCCCGACGAAGGCUACCAGGAGGGCUGCGGGACGGACGUGUAGUCCAGCUUUUAGUCUUUCCGCUUGCGCCUUUCCACCCUGGAGCCGGAGCCCGAACAGGACCAGGAUGCGGAAGACGACCAGCAGCCCCCCUCCCCGGCCCCGAGUGACCAGCCGCCACCAGACUUGACCUGAAGCCGCCGCGUCGGAAGCAGCAGCAACCGACCGAACGCGCCUGCACGUAUGCAAUCGACGUGCCUGCCGAGGCUAAAGCGUGCUCGAUCGAUUCGAAAGUAGUUUAGAUAAAUCCCGUUCGCUUCGGAUCAAAGCAACCGUAAAGCGGGCAAACACUGUCUCACCAGUUCGCAAACGACACGACGAAACGUGGUGCAGCGAGGAAAAGCGAAGCAGCGAACGAAAACUGAACGAAAAAUAUCACCUGAGUGAGAGCGUCGCGUGGUAGCCACGAACAGUCCGAAUGCGGCAUCCCUGCGAAAGCCUUUCUUUACGCGAGGGGUGGAGAUGCGCCACGAUGCGACCACACGCCGUGCGUAUCGAUGAGAGUGUAAACCUAGCAAAGACAGUGUUGUUAACCUAUUUUUUGUCGGUGGUCGAUUCGGUACUAUCUGUCGAUUCGUCUCUUCGCGUGAGGCACUUCGUAUGGGUCACUCGCAGGAUCCAGCUGGUUGCCGGAUGCGGGUGUACAGUGAGGUUAGUCGAGGGUGCGCUACAGACACAGGGGGUGAAAGGAGCAAAGCGGGAAGCGAAUGAAUGUGAUAAGUACUGUGAAAGGUACACUUUUUCUUUCCUCUGAUUUAUUUUAUUUUUAUACAUAAUAACCACGUGCACGGUUGCGUGCUGGAAGCUUUCUCGAGAAUCUUUCUGCGAGAGAGAGAGAGAGAGCGAGCGGAAGUGGAAAAGCGGGGCGAUGGAAAACGAUGUCGCUCCCACCCCACGCACCGGUGGGUGGCCAGUUCGAUGAGUGUUGUUUUCCUUUAUCCUAAUGUUACGUUUGUACGCCCACGUGACGGUUGGUGUGGGGUAAGACCCCGAAAGUUUUCGUGCCGCACUUCAAACUUUACACAAACCCGACACGAGCCCCUAGUGGCUGGUGGGGACGCGUAAGGUAGGGGAAGAGUUUUCGGGAAAAACAAGUUUGAACAUAUAAAAUAGUGUGAACGAAACCGGUGGAGAUUGCAGGACGAAAUGGAAAAGUAACAAAAGAAUGUUAUGAAACACUCACAUACACACUCUCUGAGACAGAAAAGACUUGUAAACUUAAUUAAUGAAGGUAAAUACUUAGGUGUACAGAAAACUUUGUUUAUAUAAUUAUAGCGAAGAAAAAGUAAAUUAUAUCUAUAUACACAGACACAAGAAAGGGAACGAAAAAUAAGCGUGACAAAAAGUCCGGAAUCGAUCCAAUCGGUAGGGUUGAAGAGAUGAAAAAAUCAGCAAACCGGUGGGGCGUUGAUAAUGCGUGAAGGGAAAAAAACAUGCAAAUGGAAUAGUUUAAAUUACCCGGAACAAAAAGAGAAAAAAAAAACAAAAAAGAAACAUAAACACAUUCAACAACAAUUUCGUAAAGUGCAUAACAAUGGUUGCAUCUUCAACAUAAAACCAGAAAACGGAAACCCAUUAGCAAACAGAGCAGUGAACAGUCCUAGCAUAAUGGAAAGGAUGGGUAAAGGAUCACAACUCCUAGGCUAGUUUUAUAUAUUUCAACCAAAAACACCUAAGAAAAGGAAACGAAAAAAAAAGAAUACACAAACACACAAACAUAUACAAACGAUCCAUGUGUACGCAAAAGUCCAGCAUCCUGUAUAAAACGAAUAGUUCGAUGGAACGGAGCAUUGAGAGCAGAAACUGAUAAUAGCAACUUUCUAGCAAAACGCAAGACGUACACAUCCGGAAGACGAAAAAAAAACAUUUAAGCCCCACAACCGAUUAUAAAACGACCCGAAACUGGUAAGAAAGCUGUACCGAGGAAAACCAAAGACUUUAAAAACGAAUAAUGAAAUACAGCCAACUGCAACAAACGAACCGGUGGACGUACCAGUAGAAUGAAAAAAAAGGCACGUAUAGGUAAAAGCUCAAUGUGUUUGUUGGGGGUAAAAGGGUUUUGAGGAGCGGUCUACGGGACAAAAAAAUCUCCGCUUGCUCGAUGGCCAUCAGAAGACGUGGAUCUGAGCGCCAAGGUUUUGUUAGAUUCAUAUUCUGCUGGUUCCGUGCACCGGUUUUCGUUGCACUCGUUUCGGUACAGUGUUUUUCUUUGUUUUUCUUUCCCUCGAAAAAGUGGUGGAAGGAAGACAGGACCCC